AUGUGGCAUCACGCCACGAAGAGGCGUCGAAGGCCCGCGCGGUGGAAACCACCGUGUUAUUCUAUCGCGUUCGUGUGCGUGCUCACCGUCGCACUCACGAGGACGUCGCCGCGUCGCGAGACGAUUGCUGUUAGAGCGCUGAAACUCGCCGAUGGUGUCGCUGACGCUGAUUACGCCGACGCCGACGUGCGGAAAGAUAGUGACGAUGAACGCGGGGCAGACACAAAUCACAAGCGUACACGCGCGAGCUUUGAGACGUGUUCGUCUUGCUCCACAUGCGUGCCUCAUUCCGAGCUGGGCGAAGACGACGUCGUCGACUCGCGUGGGUGGUGCGAGCGCUGCGACUGCGACGUCAAAGUUGAGCGCAUCGACGCGGGAAAUCCAGGGAGGUAUGUCGGCAAAUCUGAGGCAAUGGUGUUGCGAGGAGUUACGAGCGAAGGGAAAAAGGUGAGCGUCAAGGCUUGGUGCGGUAUUCGUGGACAAUUUCGUCAACACGCAAACGCGACGCCGGUUGACGAAACGUGUGGCGGUUUCCACAGUCAGCGUGAUCGAUCCCCGGAAAGGAUAUCAGCCAUCCAUCGAUUGAUCGAAACAAUGGGGUUCGGGCGACUUGUGUCGCCUACGGAGGCAAAGACUUUGAAGUUUUUCACGCCACGCGACACACGUUCUCUUGGUGGAAAGCAAAACACUCACGUUCUCGUCACAGACUGGGCAAAGGGAAUCGCGCCAACUGAUAUCAAUGGUGCCAGACCAGGCCAGAACAUGAUGACGAAAGAACUUUUUCUCGUUGUAUCGCGACUUAAGCGAGAGGACGUCAUAGGGAUGACUCUGAUGGACUUCCUCCUUGGUAACCACGACAGAAAUAUAUUCAACAUCUUCAUCGACGAAGCCAAAGGGUCGUUGAUGCUGAUAGACAACGAGGACAUGUUGAAACGUGAGGACGAAACCAGCACAGUGAGCAUUCCCGGGACGCGCCAUCACUGGCACUAUGUUGCAGGUUAUGUGAUCUAUGAGAAAGAAAAAACUUUGCCGUGGAUGGAAAGGUGCCACGCAAAGUCUGCCAACGAAACUAAACCGGCGUGCAUCGUGGAGCUUGAAAACGGAAACUGGUCACCGACUAUCGGAGCUAUCUUAGAUUACAGAUGUUGGGUGGAGGGGGGUGCCAUUCACCGCACGUUUCCUUCCACGUUUAGCGCGUUUUUGGCGGAAGUCACUGACGCAACAAUAGAGGAGUUGAUGGAAAAGUACAGCAUCGCCGAAGAAGAUGUCGCCUUUCUGAAAGAUCGCGCGACUUUAUUGAAUCGUUACGGCUUUGAGGGUGCGCUUAAGACUACUUUGCUUCAAGCAGAAAGUCAGUAUGACAUUAAUGCGCCGUGUUGCGAUCCAUUAAAUUGUCCGUGGCCCGUGGAAGAGUCACUAAAAGCCAGACGCGAGAUGAAAACGUCACACUUUGGGCCGUAUGUGCGAAAUCAUAAGGAGUUGAAUGCGAUCGCACAGAGUUUCAUCGGACCGAACGAUGCCCAAAGUGUUACGUCUUUCCUAGAGUCUUUAGUUCGAAUUCAAGAUGAUCAAGCCAACCUCGGUCGUGGCGAAAGAGUUGAGGAUCAUCAACGAAACAAACGCGCGCCGACGGUCGAGGCGCCGCAACAUGAUGAUAUACCGCUGCUGCUGUCGUCGAGCGAUCCGAGUUUUCAGUGGAACAACAUCGAGCGCGUUGACGCAUCUACACUAUCAAUUGACGCGUUCGAGCGGAAAUACGUCAAGGAAGGGCAACCAGUGGUGAUCGAAAACGCUAACCUUGCAACUGUGCUACGAAGCGUCGUGACGCGAGAGCUCAUUUUAGAUUUAUGCGGCGAUGCAUUCGCCGACUUGGGGUCGAAAAUAGUGCCAUUGUUCCAGUCUAUGACGAAAACGACGCAUCAAAAACUUUUGCGAGAUCUUUCCGAACGUCUCGAAACGACACGAGGUUUGACGCUGAAUGAAACGUUGGAUUUUCUCGAAGGCAAAGGAAAGAUUAAAACACUGAGAGAUUUUUUCGAUAGUGAGUUGAUGGGGGAAUCCAAAAUAGCCAGAAAACGCGGCGUGGACUUUUUACACCCAGCGGAUAAUUUAUGGCCACCGAGCGUACACUCGUGGCACAUUAUUGAACAAUGUCCGGCACUCGCCGAACGCGUCAAAGCAGCUGUCGAAACGAAAUUGCGCGGAGACUGGUCGUAUAUCUCCAAGAUACUCUUUCGCGAGCGACCUACGGAGUUCAAAAAGUUUAUGCUCUUCGCCAGUGGCGAUGGCGUUCGAGCGUAUCACGCGCAUCAUCACGCCAAACCGGCUCACGUGAUGGUUUUAGUGGUUCAAGGCUCGAAACGCGCCGUCGUCUGGGAUCGCGCCGAUGAGGAAAACCUCUACCCGCUCUCCGCGCGCGUCGGCGGUGAAGAGUUGUACAAUCCCGUCUAUCUGGGGAACGCCUUCAACGUCGACUUGGACAAACAACCCAAAAUCGCGCGUUCGCGCGGCUUCGGCGCCGUCGUCGAGGCGGGCGACAUUUUAUUCAUGCCGUGCGGUUGGAUUCACUCCUUCGAGAACGUCGGCGAAACCAUCCAGCUCGUGUGGUCGCCGUCGAUCAGUUACGACGCCGGCGAACAAUCUGUCGUGCCCAUCUCGGACGACGGCGUGGCAAAGUAUUGCCCAAACGAGAACGGUCGAGACGGCUUCACGCGCGAGUCCGCGGAUCGAGAUCGAGAUCGAGAUCGAGAUCGAGAUCGAGAUCGGGGCGGUACGCCCGUAUAA
Molecule: messenger RNA, 2784 nt
Organism: Ostreococcus lucimarinus CCE9901
Lineage: Eukaryota; Viridiplantae; Chlorophyta; Mamiellophyceae; Mamiellales; Bathycoccaceae
Exons: 1
Coding region: 1-2784 (927 amino acids)
Molecular function (GO): 2-oxoglutarate-dependent dioxygenase activity
Source: RefSeq, a predicted model, not a curated record